This is a messenger RNA of Closterium sp. NIES-65, 1059 nucleotides long. The record is from the annotation of a GenBank genome assembly. NCBI's taxonomy places the organism in Eukaryota, Viridiplantae, Streptophyta, Zygnematophyceae, Desmidiales, Closteriaceae.
AUGAUGGAGGCGCCACCGGUCCCAAUGAAGAGCCACGAGGAGAAGAACCUGUACGUUCCUCCCUCUCUCUCUCUCCGCCCCUUCCUACCUUGCUUUCCAUUUCAUUCUGCUUUCGACUACUUGGCCCCGCCGCACAUUGAGCAGAUCAAGGCGCUCUCACUAGUGACGGCGAUCAAGACGCCGUAUCUCCCGGACGGGCGGUUCGACAUCGACGCUUACGACUACCUGGUGCACCACCAGAUCGAGAACGGCACGGAGGCCAUCAUCGUGGGCGGCACGACGGGCGAGGGGCACCUCAUGAGCUGGGACGAGCACGUGAUGCUUAUCGCGCACACGGUGAACUGCUUCGGCGAUCAACUCAAGGUUAUUGGGAAUACCGGCAGUAACAGCACGGGCGAGGCGAUGCACGCGACGGAGCAGGGCUUCGCGGUGGGCAUGCACGCGGCUCUGCAGAUUAACCCGUACUACGGCAAGACCAGCGUCGACGGAAUCAUUCAACACUACAAGGCGGUGCUGCCGAUGGGCCCCGCGAUUAUCUACAACGUGCCGGGGCGCACGGGGACGGACCUGACGCCCGACGUGAUCGAGGAGCUCGCCCAGCACGAGAACUUCGCGGGCGUGAAGGAGUGCGUCGGGAACGACCGCGUGUCGACGCACACUAGCAAGGGCAUUGUCGUGUGGAGCGGCAACGACGACCAAUGCCAUGAUGCCAAGUGGAAGCACGGCGCGAAUGGUGUUAUUUCCGUUCUCAGCAACCUCGUCCCCGGGCUGGUGCACGAGAUGCUGACGACGGGUCCGCACCCCGAGCUGAACGCGAAACUCGCGCCGCUCACCAAGUGGCUGUUCCUCGAGCCCAACCCCAUUGGGCUCAGCACGGCGCUCUGCCAGCUCGGCCUCGUGCGGCCCGUGUUCCGCCUGCCGUACACGCCCUACAACGAGGCGCGGCGACGCGAGUUCGUGGAAAUUGUGAACAACAUCGGGCUGGAGCACUUCAUUGGCGCGAAGGAAGUGCGCGCGCUGAAGGAUGACGAUUUCCACCUCAUCACGCGCUUCUACUAG